Thlaspi arvense is the source of this 3278-nucleotide messenger RNA. NCBI's taxonomy places the organism in Eukaryota, Viridiplantae, Streptophyta, Magnoliopsida, Brassicales, Brassicaceae. The record is from the annotation of a GenBank genome assembly.
CGCAGUCUCCUUUGUUUUCUCUUUUUCUCUCUCCCCCAAUUUCGAAAUUCAUAGUUUCUUCUCUCAGAAGUUUUCCGACAAUGUCGAGUCGUGGAGGCUACGGUGGCGCCGGUCGUGGCCGCGGUGGGCGUCGAUCCGACCAGACGCAGGAGCAGUCCACCGCUCCCGCUUCUUGGCCGCAGCUGCAAACCUCCGGCGGCCGUGGGGGUGUAGUUUCUGGCGGGAGAGGCCGCGGAAACGCCGGACGGGGAAAUACUCCCGUCGUUACUGAAGAUCGAAAGGCGCCGGCGGAUGUUGUUCCCAGUGUCAUCGGAGCGACGGACGUUGCUUCGUCGUCGUCCGUACGGGAGAAACCCAAAGUUUCGGAGUCGGAAUCUGUCUCGUCUCUUAGUCGCGAGUUGGCGGAGAAAGUUCAGAUAACUCCGGCGUCCUCGAAAGCCGUGAUUAACCCGCCGCGUCCAGGGCUUGGUCAAGCAGGGAAGAAAGUCUUGAUUCGUGCGAAUCACUUCCUAGUGCAAGUGGCGGACAGAGAUCUGUUUCAUUACGACGUUUCAAUAACUCCUGAGGUUAUCUCGAAGAAGGUGAAUCGAGACGUUAUGAAAACUCUGGUGGAUAACUUUAAAGAGUCGCACUUGGCGAAUAAGAGUCCUGCAUAUGACGGAAGGAAGAGCCUCUACACUGCAGGGCCACUCCCUUUUGAGUCUAAAGACUUUGUUGUGGAUUUGAAGGACAAGAACGUUGCUGGUGGUUCGUCUAGAAGGGAAAGGCAAUUCAAAGUUGCUAUAAAGCUUGCGUCAAGGCCUGAUCUUUAUCAGCUACAGCAGUUUCUCCGUCAGAGGCAAAGAGAUGCUCCAUAUGACACUAUCCAAGUGCUUGAUGUGGUUUUGAGAGAUCUGCCUUCUCAAAAGUAUGUUACUAUUGGGAGGUCUUUUUUCGACCCUAGUUUGGGAAAAAGGGGUGAGCUUGCUGAUGGUGUUGAGUACUGGAGCGGGUACUUUCAGUCUCUUAGGCUAACCCAAAUGGGUCUGUCUCUCAACAUUGACGUGUCUGCUAGAUCUUUCUAUGAGCCCAUUUUAGUCACGGAAUUUAUCAGCAAGUACCUUAAUCUCAGGGACUUUAACAGACCUCUUACCGACUCUGAUCGUGUGAAGGUGAAGAAAGCUUUGAAGGGUAUAAGAGUUGAAUUGGGUCAAUUUGAGUACGCAAGAAGUGCCAAGAUCAGUGGGAUUUCCAACUGUCCUAUGAGUCAGCUUAGUUUCACUUUAGAAGACAAUUCUCGAAAAACUGUUGUGCAGUAUUUUGCUGAAAAGUAUAACUACAGGGUGAGAUUCCCUUCCUUACCUGCUAUUCAGUCAGGAAGUGACUCAAAGCCUGCUUACUUGCCGAUGGAGCUUUGUAGGAUAGCUGAAGGCCAGCGAUACACCAAAAAGCUCAAUGAAAGGCAGAUCACUGCGAUGCUAAGAGCUACUUGUCAACGACCUAAGGAGAGAGAGGAUUUGAUCAAAGAUAUGGUCAAGAAAAACAACUAUAACAACAUUGAUCUUGUGAGCAAAGAAUUUGGAAUGUCAGUGACUGAUCAGCUGGCUUCAGUUGAGGCUCGUGUCCUGCCUCCGCCAGUGUUGAAAUACCACGAAAGUGGUAAAGAAAAGAUGGUGAAUCCAAGACUAGGACAGUGGAACAUGAUUAACAAGAAAAUGGUAAAUGGAGCAAGAGUUGCUUCUUGGACCUGUGUAAGUUUCUCUACUCGGAUUGACAGAGGUUUGCCUCAAGAGUUCUGCAAACAAUUGAUGGCGAUGUGCGUCUCCAAAGGGAUGCAAGUUAAUCCACAACCUGUUAUUCCCUUCAUAUCUUCUACGCCUCAAAGAAUCGAGGAGACUCUUAGGGACAUCCACACACGGGCACCUGAUCUCCAGCUGUUGAUCAUAAUAUUGCCUGAUCUAACCGGAUCAUACGGAAAAAUCAAGAGGAUAUGUGAAACUGAGCUGGGUAUUGUCUCCCAAUGUUGCCAACCUAACAAUGUCCGUAAACUUGGCAUCCAGUACAUGGAGAAUGUGUCAUUGAAGAUGAAUGUCAAGGCUGGAGGAAGGAACACAGUUCUUGAUGAUGCUAUAAGAAGAAGAAUCCCUCUGAUUUCUGACCGCCCAACCAUAAUCAUGGGUGCUGACGUGACUCACCCGCAACCUGGUGAAGACUCGAGCCCUUCUAUUGCUGCGGUUGUUGCCUCUAUGGACUGGCCUGAGAUAACCAAGUACCGAGCACUAGUUUCUGCUCAAACUCAUAGGGAAGAAAUCAUCCAGGAUCUGUAUAAGCUGGUGCAGGAUCCUCAGCGAGGGCUUGUCCACUCUGGUUUGAUAAGGGAACAUCUCAUAGCUUUCAGGAGGGCUACUGGUCAGAAACCUCAUAGGAUCGUAUUUUUCCGUGAUGGAGUUAGCGAAGGACAGUUUAGCCAGGUUCUGCUUCAUGAGUUGCAUGCGAUACACAAAGCAACAAACUCUCUCGAGGAAGGCUAUCUUCCACCUGUCACGUUUGUGGUUGUGCAGAAACGACACCACACUCGUCUGUUUCCUGCUCAGCACGGUAAUCGCGAUACCACUGAUAAGAGUGGCAACAUACAGCCAGGAACUGUGGUUGACACCAAGAUCUGUCACCCGAGUGAGUUUGAUUUCUACUUGAACAGUCACGCUGGUAUUCAGGGAACAAGCAGGCCUGCGCAUUACCAUGUUUUGUAUGAUCAAAAUGGUUUCACUGCCGAUCAAAUGCAAAUGCUGACAAACAAUCUUUGCUACACGUUUGCGAGGUGCACAAGAUCUGUCUCGAUUGUGCCACCGGCUUACUAUGCUCACUUGGCUGCGUUUAGGGCUCGUUACUACAUGGAAAGUGAGAUGUCUGAUGGAGGUUCGAGCAGGAGCAGGAACACAACCACGAGCACUGCUACAGUUGUUGCGCAUCUUCCUGCAGUCAAAGAUAACGUUAAGGAUGUUAUGUUCUACUGCUGAUGGAUGAUCACUUGUUGGUCUCUCUCUCUAACUACUUUCAGUUCCGGUUUUGGCUGUGAAUAUUUUGAAUGAUUCAGCCAAUAUUUUCUCUUAGGACGUAUUAUGUCUUUUGGUUUUCGACGAUGAUCUGACUUUAGUUUGUCGUUGUGGUAAAAAAGAAAAGGUUUUUUGAUUAUGGUUUUUUUUGUAAGACUACGAUCCGACUCAGAAUUAACAUGUGAAUGAUAUAUUCUGCGUUUGCUUCUAAAAAGUUAUUAUCUCAUUUUUACUUUUCGACUGGAA